Messenger RNA from Lagopus leucura (white-tailed ptarmigan), 932 nucleotides. Its product is annotated as putative ATP-dependent RNA helicase TDRD12. Bases 147 to 932 code for a protein of 261 amino acids. The record is from RefSeq and is a predicted model, not a curated record. Gene Ontology annotation, molecular function: metal ion binding. Gene Ontology annotation, biological process: transposable element silencing; germ-line stem cell division. Lineage: Eukaryota; Metazoa; Chordata; Aves; Galliformes; Phasianidae. The transcript is spliced from 7 exons.
CUCAAUAUUUGUCUUCAAAAUACAUAAGGAAAUGGAGUUUAAUUUCAAGGAUUUCUUGGAGCAUUGGACAAGAAGCUAUAGCAGUGGCAGUCGUGUUGUAUUAGGAUUCAUCUGAUCAGGACCAUCGACAGGCAAGGUCAGUCAUAAUGCUAACAGAAAACAGUGAGUGCCACACUGUUGGUAUCCUGCGGUAUUUGGAGCGUGCUGAAGCUGACAUUCCACCAGGAUUGGCUGGAGUGCUAGAAGCUGAAGAAAAGAAGAAAUUUGCAAGGCCGCUGUGCACCUAUCUUAAAAUGUUUGGGACUUGCAAGAAUAGAACAGUAUGUCCAGAUCGUCAUCAAAUUAAUUCACAAAUAGAUGUGCUCCAGAAUAUGGCAUCUAAAACUACACAAACAUCUGGAUAUGUGACAGUGCUGCCUCUCCACGUUGUAAAUGCAACAAACUACUUUGGUCGUAUUGUAGAUAAACAAAAGGACCAAUAUAUGAUUCUUGCUGAAGAAAUCAGUGAGUAUUUUAAGGAGACUAGUAAUAGAGUUGGUGCUCAAAAGGUAGAAAAACUAGCUUUGUUUGGAUUCUGUGAGGAAACAGUCUUUCACAGGGUCCAGGUGGUAGAGACUUCUUCAAAAGAAGAAGGAAAUUUUAACAUCAAAAUCAAAUACGUAGAUGAAGGCAGAACUGGUCAAGCUCAGAGCUCUCAGCUUCUUCACUUACCUGUAAGAUUUCAGCAUCUGCCACCUCAGGCUGUGGAAUUUGUAGUUUGUAGAGUUAAACCCAUUGAUAAUGACACUGAGUGGAACCCAAGGGUGACUCGUUAUAUUCAUCAGAAAAUUGAAAGGAAACCACAUGAAGCAAAGGUAGUACUUACUUUAGGAAAUACAGUUUGGAUUGACCCAAUGGUCCGGGUUACCAGAUUUGAAGAUGUAUGUCAAUGA